Talaromyces stipitatus ATCC 10500 is the source of this 1044-nucleotide messenger RNA. Its product is annotated as Phosphoserine phosphatase, putative. Bases 310 to 1023 code for a protein of 237 amino acids. NCBI's taxonomy places the organism in Eukaryota, Fungi, Ascomycota, Eurotiomycetes, Eurotiales, Trichocomaceae. Gene Ontology annotation, molecular function: phosphatase activity. The transcript is spliced from 5 exons. The record is from RefSeq and is a predicted model, not a curated record.
GUACUCCGUACUUCGUUCCUGAUUAAGAAUCUAUCUUUUCUAUUCUUUUUCUGUUGGCAAUAUACCUGCGGUUUCAGUUUUCGUUGCUUACGUCCCGGGACUAUCAUUGACUUCAUUCAUUCGUGUUCACGGUCUUACGAACUCACAAACUCAACAUGGGUUCUACCGAUCCGUCCAAUCUGCCUUACAUUCAAACCAGCCCAAAAAUAAUCUUCUUCACUGAUUUUGACGGGACAAUAACACUGAAAGACAGCAAUGACUUCCUAACCGAUAACCUAGGGUAUGGCCAGGUAAAACGGAAACAGGGCAAUGAAGACGUCCUCACGGGCAAAGCGACUUUCCGGUCAGUCUCCACAUGAAUAUCCAUAUUUCCAUGCUCUUCAGUUGAUGCUUCCUUCUUAUAGAGAUGCCUUCCGUGAUAUGCUAGAUAGUGUCAAGCCCGGCUUUGGCGAAUGCAUUGAGAUCUUGAAGCAGAAUAUGGAAUUAGACCCAUACUUCACCGAGUUCUAUAACUGGGCCAAGGAGAACAAUGUCCCCAUCGUUGUUCUAUCGUCGGGUAUGGUCCCAAUCAUUAGCGCUUUGUUCGAAAAGUUGCUCGGCCAUAAACCGGAUCCCAAGCAUUUGACUAUUGUCGCCAAUGAUGUCGAGAGUCGGGAUGGUAAAGAUAUCAAUACUCCCGGUGGUUGGCAGAUCAAAUUCCACGAUGACAGUCACUUUGGCCAUAACAAAUCCCUCGAGAUCAAGCCAUAUGCUGCUCUGCCGGCUGAUAAACGUCCCACACUCUUGUACGCCGGUGACGGCGUGUCUGACUUGUCCGCUGCUGCCGAGACAGACCUCCUCUUCGCCAAGAAAGGACAUGACUUGAUCCGAUACUGCGAGCGUGAGGGGAUGCCAUUUACCGUCUUCGAGGACUGGUCCACCAUUCUCGCCACUACUAAGGAUAUCUAUUACGGCAAGGUUUCGGUGAAGAACGUCGCGGAACAGGGGUUAGCGAAGGUUAAGGCCGGGGAAGCUGGGCUUUAGAUUAUAGAAUAUCUUUGUAAA